Oncorhynchus nerka (sockeye salmon) is the source of this 7616-nucleotide messenger RNA. It is a transcript of the gene hcn3, whose product is annotated as hyperpolarization activated cyclic nucleotide-gated potassium channel 3. The record is from RefSeq and is a predicted model, not a curated record. Gene Ontology annotation, biological process: sodium ion transmembrane transport; regulation of membrane depolarization; potassium ion transmembrane transport. NCBI's taxonomy places the organism in Eukaryota, Metazoa, Chordata, Actinopteri, Salmoniformes, Salmonidae. Gene Ontology annotation, cellular component: axon; dendrite; membrane. The transcript is spliced from 9 exons. The coding region runs from base 329 to 2257 and encodes 642 amino acids. Gene Ontology annotation, molecular function: voltage-gated potassium channel activity.
AUGAGAGAGGUGACAGGAACUCCGCCGUCAUGACAACAAUCCGAUUACAUUGAGACACUUAUCUGUGCAGGCUAUUUAUGCGCAUACCAGCAGUGCUUAGGAGCAAGACCCACUUAGAAGAACCGUCGCAUGCACUGAACAAGGGGUAUUUAUUUGUAUUUUUAUACUAAUUGUAAUAGAACUAAAGAGAAAGUGAGCAACAUUGCAACUUUUCUUUGAGCUAGCCUACCUAUGUAUGGAGGAAUUAUCUGUGGACAUUUAGGCUAUCAAGUGGAGGACACUACGUGCAAGAAAAGGGGCUGAUGAAGGUAACCUACAUGGUGUAAAGAUGGAUACUAGUCCUACAAGAAGUAUUGAUGGACAGACAUGUGUGGGGGAGAGCCCUGCCCGCAAUGGGGAGUCCAGGCACCGAGGCAGCACCAGGGGCAGCUUCCACGCAGUUGCCACAUGGAGCUCAUCCUCCCAGUCCUCCCAAAAGGAAGAUCUAGGGAGCAAUGUUAGUAAGAGACUUAAUUAUAUCGUCAACUCCCAAUACAAUGACCAUCACAGCACCACAGCAGAUCCCAAGGGCCAACUGUGGGUGUCAGCAGAACCUGACACAACCACCACCAAUACCGCCACUACCACAUUCUCCAAGGGAGCAGAAGUCAUCACUUCUACUCAGGCCUCAGAGACGGAGGAGAAUGACCAUGUGGACCAGUCCACCUACUUUCAGAGGCAGUUUGGGGCGCUGCUCCAGCCAGGGGUCAACAAGUUCUCCCUGCGCAUGUUUGGUAGUCACAAGGGCGUGGCAGCGGAGCAGGCCAGGGUCAAAUCCUUUGGAGUGUGGAUCAUCCACCCCUACAGUGACUUCAGGUUCUAUUGGGACAUUGUGAUGCUACUCCUGAUGAUGUGCAACCUGGUCAUCCUCCCCUGGGGCAUCACCUUCUUUGAAGACCAGAAAACUUUGCCCUGGAUCUCGUUCAACGUCAUCUCUGACACCUGCUUCCUGGUCGACCUGGUCCUCAACUUCCGCACGGGCGUCCUAGAGGGAGACGACCAGAUCAUCCUGGACCCCAAGGUGAUCCGUAUGCGUUACCUGAAGACUUGGUUUGUGGUGGACUUCAUCUCCUCCAUCCCAAUGGACUACAUCUUCCUGAUAGUGGACCUGGAGGCCCAGAUGGAGGCUUCGGAUGUGUACCGCACGGCCCGUGCUCUCCGUAUCGUCCGCUUCACCAAGAUCCUCAGCCUGCUGCGCCUCCUGAGACUGUCCCGCUUCAUCCGCUACAUCCAUCAGUGGGAGGAGAUAUUCCACAUGACCUAUGACCUGGCCAGUGCUGUUGUGCGUAUAGUAAACCUGAUUGGUAUGAUGCUACUGCUGUGCCAUUGGGACGGCUGCAUGCAAUUCAUGGUGCCCAUGUUGCAGGAUUUCCCACCAGAUUGCUGGGUUACCAAGAACAACAUGGUGAAUUCCACAUGGCAUUUACAGUACUCAUAUGCCUUGUUCAUGGCAAUGAGUCACAUGUUGUGUAUAGGAUAUGGUGCCCAGGCUCCCGAGGGCAUGACGGACGUAUGGCUGACUAUCAUGAGUAUGAUUGUGGGUGCCACCUGCUAUGCCAUGUUUCUGGGCCAUGCCGCCAACCUGGUUCAGUCCAUAGACGCCUCCCGACGACAGUAUCAAGAUAAGUAUAAGCAGGUGGAGCAGUACAUGUCGUUCCAUAAGCUGCCGGCGGACGUGAGGCAGAGGAUCCAUGAGUACUAUGAGAUUCGCUUCCAGGGCAAGAUGUUUGACGAAGACAGUAUUCUGGGAGAACUCAGCGACCCGCUCAAGGAGGAAAUUGUGAGCUUCAACUGCCGUGGGUUGGUAGCCAACAUGCCACUGUUUGCCAAUACAGAUCCUCAUUUUGUAACGGUGAUUUUGACCAAGCUGCGCUUUGAGGUCUUUCAGCCUAAUGACUUCAUCAUACGGGAGGGAACACUGGGGCGGAAGAUGUACUUUGUCCAACACGGCUGUGUUACCGUGCUCCCCCGCGGAAAAAAAGAGAUACAGCUUAGCGAUGGAGCCUACUUUGGGGAGAUCUGCCUGCUGACCCGUGGACGUCGGACGGCAAGCGUGAGAGCUGAUACGUACUGCCGCCUCUACUCCCUGAGUGUGGACAGCUUCAACGAGGUCCUGGAGGAGCACCCGCUGAUGAGGAGGGCCUUUGAGAGCGUGGCUGUGGACCGUCUGGACCGGGUACAGGGGCGAGAACCCUUCAUGAGCUUCUCCACAGACUGACUGACACUUAUGGGCUCAUAGAGGAGAGUUGACACAGGCAGCACAGUGGAAACCUAUGUGACAAGAUGGAGGGCAUUCAACUGAUAAAAAUCUGACAGUCAAUGGACAUGUUGCUCUUGUUUUUAGUUUGGGAACCUACUUAUAGAAAGUUAUGUUUAUUAAGAAGCAUAUUACAAUGGAAACAAGUGUAUAAACAUAUCAAUGAGCUUCCCUUUUUAACAGAUAAAAUAACAGUAAUGUACAUCAAAACAAAAUAUUAAAUACAAAUUAAUAGUACCCCCCUCUUCACACCCAGUCCCCCACAUACAGUGCAUUUGGAGAGUAUUUAGAAUUUGAAUUUUUCCACAUUUUGUUACAUUACAGCCUUAUUCUAAAAUUGAUUAAAUAGGUUUUUUCCUCAUCAAUCUACACACAAUACCGCAUAAUGACAAAGAAAAAACAGGGUAUUCAGUCCCUAUACUCAGAAAUUUGUUGAAGCACCUUUGGCAGCGAUUACAGCCUCAAGUCUUCUUGGGUAUGACGCUACAAGCUUGGCACACUAGAAUUUGGGGAAUUUCUAACAUUCUUCUCUGCAGAUCCUCUCAAGCUCUGUCUGGUUGGAUGGGGACCAUCUCUGCACAGCUAUUUUCAGGUCUCUCGAAAUAUCUUCAAUCGGAUUCAAGUCCGGGCUCUGGCUGGGCCACUCGACGAAAUUCAGAGACUUUUCCCAAAGCCACUCCUGCAUUGUCUUGGCUGUGUGCUUAGGGUUGUUGUCCUGUUGGAAGGUGAAGAUUUGCCCGUCUGAAGUCCUCAGCGUUCUGGAGCAGGAUCUCUCUGUACUUUGCUCCAUUCAUCUUCCCCUCGAUCCUGACUAGACUCCCAGUCCCUGCCACUGAAAAACAUCCCCACAGCAUGAUGCUGCCACCACCAUGCUUCACUGUAGGGAUGGUGCCAGAUUUCCUCCAGAUGUGAUGCUUAGCAUUCAGGCCAAAGAGUUCAAUCUUGGUUUCAUCAGACCAGAGAAUCUUGUUUCUCAUUGUCUGAGAGUCUUUAGGUGCCUUUUGGCAAACUCCAAGCGGGCUGUCAUGUGCCAUUUACUUAGGAGUGACGUCUGUCUGGCCUGAUUGGUGGAGUGCUGCAGAGAUGGUUGUCCUUCUGGAAGGUUCACCCAUCUCCACAGAGGAACUCUGGAGCUCUGUCAGAGUGAUCAUUGGGUUCUUGGUUACCUCCCUGACCAAGGCCCUUCUCCCCCUCUUCAAGCUCUGUCAAGCUGGUUGUUGCCAUAGAUUUUCAAGCCGAUUUAAGUCAAAACUGUAACUAGGCCACUCAAGAACAUUCAAUGUCAUCUUCGUAAGCAAUUCCAGUGUAUAUUUGGCCUUGUGUUUUAGGUAAUUGUCCUUGUGAAAGGUGAAUUUGUCUCCCAGUGUCUCUUGAAAAGCAGACUGAACCAGGUGUUCCUCUAGGAUUUUGCAUGUGCUUAGGUCUAUUUCGUAAAUAUUUUUCCUAAAAAACUCCCUAGUCCUUGCCGAUGACAAGCAUACCCAUAGCAUGAUUCAGCCACCACCAUGCUUGAAAAUAUGAAGAGUGAUACUCAGUGAUGUGUUGUGUUAGAUUUGCCCCAAACAUAACACUUUGUAUUCAGGACAUGAAGUUAAUUUCUUUCCCACGUUUUUUGCAGUUUUACUUUAUUGCCUUAUUGCAACGGGAUGCGUGUUUUGGAAUAUGUGUAUUCUAUACGGGCUUCUUUCUUUUCACUCUGUCAUUUAGGUUAGUAUUGUGGAGUAACUACAAUGUUUUUGAUCCAUCCCCAGUUUUCAGCCCAAUCAUAGCCAUUAAACUCUAACUGUUUUAAAGUCCCCAUUGGCCUCAUGGUGAAAUCCCUGAGCGGUUUCCUUCUUCUCCAUCAACUGAGUUAGGAAGGAUGCCUGUAUCUUUGCAGUGACUCUGUAUAUUGAUACACCAUCUAAAGUGUAAUUAAUAACUUCUGUCUGCCUUUUAAUUUUUACCCAUCUACCAAUAGGUGCCCUUCUUUGCAAGAUAUUGGAAAACCUCAAUGGUCUUUCUGGUGGAAUCUGUGUUUGAAAUUCAUUGCUUGACUCAGGGACCUUACAUAUAAUUGUAUGUGUGGGGUACAGAGAUGUGGUAGUCAUUCAAAAAUAAUGUUAAACACACAGAGUGAGUCCAUGCAACUUAUUAUGUGACUUGUUAAGCAAAUUGUUACUACUGAACUUAUUUAGGCUUGCCAUAACAAAGGGUUUGAAUACUUAUUGACACAAGACAUUUCAGCUUUUCUUUUUUAAUGAAUUUGGAGAAAAAAAAUCAUAAAAUGUAAUUAAACUUUGACAUUAUGGGGUAUUGUGUGUAGGCCAGUGACACAAAAUUGCAAUUGAAUCCAUUUUAAAUAUAGUCUGUAACACAACAAAAUGUGGAAAAAGUCAAGUAGUGUGAAUACUGGCCUCCCGGGUGGCGCAGUGAUUAAGGGUGCUGUACUGCAGCGCCAGCUGUGCCAUCAGAGUGCCUGGGCAGGCUCUGUCGUAACCGGCCGUGACCGGGAGGUCCGUGGGGUGACGCACAAUUGGCCUAGCGUCGCCCGGGUUAGGGGAGGGCUUGGUUGGUAGGGGUGUCCUUGUCUCAUCGCGCACCAGCGACUCCUGUGGCGGGCUGGGCGCAGUGUGCGCUAACCAAGGUGGCCAGGUGCACGGUGUUUCCUCCGACACAUUGGUGCGGCUGGCUUCCGGGUUGGAUGCGAGCUGUGUUAAGAAGCAGUGCGGCUUGGUUGGGUUGUGUAUCGGAGGACGCAUGACUUUCAACCUUCGUCUCUCCCGAGCCCGUACGGGAGUUGUAGCGAUGAGACAAGAUAGUAGCUACUACAACAAUUGGAUACCACGAAAUUGGGGAGAAAAGGGGCUAAAAGAAAAUACUUGAAUACUUUCUGAAGGCACUGUACAUGUAAUGUUACUUCAUCUCACGAUGCCAGAGAUAGCUUCACUGGCUAGUAGUUUUCGGCAUUAGGUUAGUGAGGACAUUUGCGAUAAUGCUGUUUAAUAUUUUACCUUUUGUAACCCCUUAAAUUAGGCUUUACCAAUGCUCAACAUAAAUAUAAAUGCAACAUGUAAAGUGUUGAUCCCAUGUUUCAUGAGUGAAAUAAAAAACAAAAAUAUUAUUUAUCAAAAAUGUUGUGCACAAAUUUAUGUAUAUCCUUGUUAGUGAGUAUUUCUUCUUUGCCAAAAUUAUCCUUCCACCUGACAGGUGUUGCAUAUCAAGAUGCUGAUUAAACAGCAUGAGCAUUACACAGGUUCACCUUGUGCUGUGGACAAUAAAAGGAGACUCUAAAAUGUGCAGUUUUAUAACACAACACAAUGCCACAGAUGUCUCAAGUUUUGAGUGUGUAUUGGCAUACUGACAGCAGGAAUGUCCACCAAAGCUGUUGCCAGAGAAUGUAUUGUUAAUUUCUCUACCAUAAACUGCCUCCAAUGUCGUUUUAGAGAAUUUGGCAGUACGUCCAACCGGCCUCACAACCACAGAACAUGUGUAUGGCGUCAUAUGGGCGAGCGGUUUUCUGAUGUCAACGUUGUGAACAGAGUGCCCCAUGGUGGCGGUGGGGUUAUGGCACUGUAUGUGCAGGCAUAACAAAUGGACAACGGACACAACUGCAUUUUAUCGAUGGCAAUUUGAGGUAUCUGUGACCAGUCAUUUGAAAUCCAUAGAUUAGGGCAUAAUUUAUUUAUUUCAAUUGACUGAUUUCCUCAUAUGAACUGUAACUCAGUAAAAUCUUUGAAAUAGUUGCAUGUUGCGUUUAUAUUUUUGUUCAUUAUAGUUUAUUUCUAUUUACUUCUGUUGCCCAAAAUGUAACUUACCUAUUUAUCUAUCCUCUAUGUUACGUUUAGGUUCUAUUGACAUAGUCUGUCUUAUCAAAUCAAAUCAAAUGUAUUUAUAUAGCCCUUCAUACAUCAGCUGAUAUCUCAAAGUGCUGUACAGAAACCCAGACUAAAACCCCAAACAGCAAGCAAUGCAGGUUUAGAAGCACGGUGGCUAGGAAAAACUCCCUAGAAAGGCCAAAACCUAGGAAGAAACCUAGAGAGGAACCAGGCUAUGCGGGGUGGCCAGUCCUCUUCUGGCUGUGCCGGGUGGAGAUUAUAACAGAACAUGGCCAAGAUGUUCAAAUGUUCAUAAAUGACCAGCAUGGUCCAAUAAUAAUAAGGCAGAACAGUUGAAAUUGAAGCAGCAGCACGGCCAGGUGGACUGGGGACAGCAAGGAGUCAUCAUGUCAGGUAGUCCUGAGGCAUGGUCCUAGGGCUCAGGUCCUCCGAGAGAGAGAAAGAAAGAGAGAAAGAGAGAAUUAGAGAGAGCACACUUAAAUUCACACAGGACACCGAAUAGGACAGGAGAAGUACUCCAGAUAUAACAAACUGACCCUAGCCCCCCGACACAUAAACUACUGCAGCAUAAAUACUGGAGGCUGAAAUUAUCAAUUUAUUUCUCAUUAGCUGAAGGAGAUGAUGCUUUAUUUGAUUGUAUAUUAUGUGUAUUAUGGCACAUGUAAAUACAAUUUAUUUAGCUCUUAUGGGGAAAAAAAUUGCACUUAUGAAUUGAAAAAGGACAUUGCUAAUGACCGAUAUGUUGACAGACAGACAGAGACAGAUAGACACAAAAUGAAGGUGCCUCGUUGAAUAAAACAUGAGGGGGUGGUAUACACUCAGAGGCCAGUUUAUUUGGUUUGCCGUUCACGAAAAUGGUUCACUCCUACAGACAGUGAGUCACGUGGUCGUGGCUUGCUAUAUAAAGCAGGCAGACGGGCAUUGAGGCAUUCAGUUACUGUUUGAUUGAACAAAAAUAGUGACCUAAGCAACUUUGAGCAUGAUUUGAUCGUCGGUGCCAGGCGCACCAGUUUCAGUAUCUCAGAAACGGGCUUUUCACGCACAACAGUGUCUAGGGUUUACCGAGAAUGUUGCGACAAACAAAAAAUAUCCAGUCAGCAACAGUCCUGUGGGCAAAAACAGCUUUAUGAUGAGAGAGGUCAAAGGAAAAUGAAAAGAAUCUUGCAAGCUAACAGGCGGGGCAUAAACAGGCAAAUAAUGGCACAGUAUAACAGUGGUGUGUGUUCAAUCUAAUACUUACAACUCGUAUUAAGUUAAGAUAUUAUACUGAAUGAAAUUAACCAGACUCAGAGGUAAACUUCAUGUCUUUACUCCAUCACUAUCUGUGUAAUCCCCACAUUACUUUACUGACGUGGUGACGUCCUAUCUCAGUAUGUCAUGUCAAUACACAACAUCCCUCCUUUACAUGGAUAUGAACGUCAAUGUCACCCUGACAUACACAACAGCACUUACUCUUUACCCGUAUAGCAACCUUUAUCUUAUCAAUAAACAACUGAAAUCUG